Messenger RNA from Cooperia oncophora, 516 nucleotides. The record is from the annotation of a GenBank genome assembly. NCBI's taxonomy places the organism in Eukaryota, Metazoa, Nematoda, Chromadorea, Rhabditida, Trichostrongylidae.
AUGGAUUAUCUGAGGAAAAUAAAGGUGCUCACUCCCACACAGACCGUGAAGUUAUCGCAAGUUCUAUCUAUGGUGACGCUAUCUGUAUGCUUCUUUGGACUGGCUUAUGGGGUCGAUUGCUCUACACAUGGCUUGGCACUCUUCUUCCUCUGCACUAUUGGAGCCGCCUUUGGUCUCUGUAUCAGCGGAUUCCUAACAAGCCUUCUCUCUUUAUCACCGCAUUUCAUAGGAGUUCUCACAAGUACUUCGCAAAUAAUCGGCUUUGGUGGACGGCUGGCAACUCCCCAGAUAAUCACAUUUUUCAAGACUGUGGGCACGGCUGAGGAAUGGCGAGGAAUUCUGCUGGUGUACUCGGCCAUGACCGUUGUAUCGGCUGUGCUGUUCUUCAUUUGGGGCUCAGGAGAUGUACAACCAUGGGAUUCCUACAAAGUCAAUCCACCUGGUUCCAAGGAACAGGAGACCGAUAGCAAACCGCUAGUGGAUCAAAAUAUGCUCCAAAGUAUAGCCGAAACUUAG